This is a messenger RNA of Fomitiporia mediterranea MF3/22, 3381 nucleotides long. Its product is annotated as ARM repeat-containing protein. The transcript has 10 exons. Gene Ontology annotation, biological process: protein dephosphorylation. Bases 1 to 3381 code for a protein of 1126 amino acids. Lineage: Eukaryota; Fungi; Basidiomycota; Agaricomycetes; Hymenochaetales; Hymenochaetaceae. Gene Ontology annotation, molecular function: protein phosphatase regulator activity. The record is from RefSeq and is a predicted model, not a curated record.
AUGGGCAUCUUAGUGUCCUGGAUCAAUACUGCCUGGCACGCCCAGCUGACCGACCACGACGAAUCAGACCUCCCAGAUCACUCUGCGCUUCUUCAUCCCGUCCGCGACCGCCCUUUCGACAUCGGUAGCGACGAUGUCCGUCCGCCCCUCACCCACUCCGACCUCUCUACUACCCCCGCCUUGACAAAUCACCUCGACUCCCUUGUCCCCACUGACUCGCUUUCGCAUUCCUCGCUUGCGGCCUCCCCUCAGGACUCCGUUGAAGCAUUAUCAGACUCCUCAGUGCCUAACUCUGUGUCCGCAGAUACUAGACAGCAUCUCCUCGUCUCCUCAGACUACAGCCAGAGCGACCGUCCGGUUGCAAUGAUAGAAGACGUACCGCAAGCUCAAAUCACCCGCUCCAGCUCACCUCCGCCACCCCCAAUGCCAAACUUACGGAUCGACGUUGCGGCGGCCAACGACCCCACAAUGGACCACGAGAUGGUAGAUGCCAGCUUCGUGAGUACCGCGGCCGUGCCUGACCCCUCCGACGACCUUUGCUUCGACGACGACGGCCUUAGUGCCCUCGAGAAAAUUUACCUGUUCGCGCGCAGUGUCGCUUCAUUCCAUAGAGUUUUCAUCUCGCGCUCGCUUCCUUUAUUUCUCCCAGAAGUGCCGCCUUGUGAGGCAGUAGAAUAUGUUAUUCCGCUCAUGAACGGGCUUGCUAUGGACGAUGAUGAGGCUGUUAAAGAGGCACUGGUAGAAGAUCUAGUUUCAAGUAUAUGGUGGUUCCUCACGCGCUGUCAAGUAGUCGAUCAUGAUGUCCCAGAAGGCGCUGAACCCCGCGACGUGCCGUUACUUAACGUACAAGCGUUCACACCGCUUCUUGGGACAUUACUGUUGAAUCCUAGUGCCAGCGUGAAUGCACCAGCGCGGCACUGUGCCGUCAACUUACUGUCACGCAUUCGGGAUGCUGAGUCUUCUGACACGGGUUCCUUUGAACGAAUCGAACGUAGACUCUUUGAGCGCGAACUCAUAGAGCAUGUAGUCAUUGGGAUGGCGCACUUAGACAGCAAUUCUCCAGUCGAUGAAUCGGGUUCGAAAACGGUACAGCGCGAGUCUAAUGUCGAGCAACUAGACGUGCCUUCGUCCGAAGUAGAUAUCGCCAAGAGUCCCCCUCCCCCGUCGGCUACAGAUGACGAAGUCUUAGUCUCUACUCUCUCGUCAUCUGCACAAGCACUUGCGACAAUGCAAUUCCUUGCUCAGGAAGAGCCACUGCCCUCCCGUGCGGCUGCACUCGCAGCAAUCAUCCAGCGUCCUCCGUCCCCACUUCCCACCGUUCAAGCUAUGAUUGUCAUUCCGGAACGUGAGCCCGAAUUUGCGCACAUCAUUUCUCGGCCAGCAACAGACGAAUACUCCGAUGUCGCGGACCCCAAAGACGGCGCUUCGCCUAUGCACGAUAUUACCCCUCUGCCUACUUGGGCCGCGGAGCCGAACCACAUGUUACAAAAUGAAACCGCUGCUCGGGAGCAUGUGAUGAAAGAUCUAGUGGAGCGUGAAAUAAACUCACCGCGACCCGAACGUGCCUCUGGAUCAAGCUCGCCUAUGCUUUCGGGAGAGACUGCCUUACCUCAGCCUGAUGUAGAUAGUGGUGAGGCAGGCAACGAAUUCAACGACGAGCAAGCGGCCAUCGGUAAGCUUGCAAGCAUGAGUCUGAUUGCUGCCGUAACUGCUAGUGGCCCGCUGGACCGGGAAUACCAAUCUGCCUUUGUCAAGGAGGUAGACAGAGCCGGACACGACUCCGUCUAUUGGGUAAGACGAGAAGCAACCUUUGCUCUCGGAGCACUUGCGAAAGUAGUGCCGGAAGAACUUCUUUACAUUUCACUGUUGCCAUUAUUUGAUUGCUUUUGCGAGGAUACGAUUUGGAACGUACGACAAUCAAUUUUAUUUGCACUUCCUGCAAUUCUUUCUCGACUUCCCUCUGAUCAGCGGAGGGCUCACGCACUAAAAACUAUUCAGAAAUUCACCAAUGACCCCGCACCGCAGGUUCGGACAGGAGUUUUAGAAGUCCUAGGAGAGGUCAUUUACUCGUUUCACGGUGAUGACAGAGGGCCACCAGAUCAGAUCUUUCGUUUGUUCGUCGGAGAGGAAGGACGAGACUGGCACGGCCCCGAUUCUCCUGCUCUCGAAAUGACCCAAAACGUCCAGACUCGCAUACCAUGGGCGGAAUCUGCAUUUCGUGCACGUUUUCCCCCAAGUCCAAACGAGGGAUUUAGUCUCACAGCGACAGCGUCGUCAGCGUUGUCUUCCUCAUCACCACUCAGCCUGACGCCUGGUUCGGAUCCAGCACGUCCGCUUAUAUGCGCAUUCAACCUCCCUGCUGUAGCACUCACAGUGGGUCCGAAGUGCUGGCCAGACCUGCGUGGACUGUAUGUCUUUCUUGCACGAACGGGUACUACAAAAGUUCGACAGACCCUUGCAGCAAGUAUUGGAGAGAUUGCGCGGAUUAUUGGGCCAGAGAAUGCUCGGCACGACCUCAUAUACCGUUGGUGGGAUUUCGUACGAGGCCGCGAUGCGGUGGUUCGUAUGAAGGCGCUUGAAGCCCUUGAGACAUUCUUGCAGGCAUUGAACCCUUCAGAUCGUGCACGAAUUUUUGGGAGCUUGGAAGAAGUAUGGGAUAAUCACUUAACUGGUUGGCGAGAGCGUGAGGUUCUGGCUAGGAGUAUGGACCGAUUAGCACCUUUGUUCCCAGCCGACGGAGAGGUCUUGCGACUAGUUCUUCGCAGAGCUUUACGGGAUACUACAGCCGCCGUACGUAAUGCGGUCAUAGAAACUUAUCCACAGGUUUACGGUUCCGUUCUUAAUCGGCCUGAAGCAUUACGACUAGUCACGGAAGAAGUAUCCUCUCUAGUAUACGAUGAGUCCUUCAAGAAGCGUUUGACUUACGUUGAGUGUGCACGAUCACUGGUCACGAGCAAUCCGAGUUAUGAUCGUUUCAUGGAUGACGUUUUCUGGCAAGCGGCUGUCAAGCUCGCUUCGGACAAGAUUACAGAUGUACGAAUUGGAAUGGCUCGUCUUUUAGGUAUUAUUUGCGACAAGAUUCUGUCCAGAUCACGUACUCUACCUGGUGGAGUCCUUACCAUUGUUCGCACACUCAGCGAGGACCCCAUCAGUGAUGUCGGGGCCUUUGUCUCACACAUUCUUGCGCCUGACCUUCGGCCACCAACCGAACUCGCAUAUGGGCAUGUAUCCGAGACAAACCCCUCUAUGGCACUCUUCUCGCGUCCGCCUCCCAAGCGGGAGCCGAGGACACUUGUAGCAGGCAUCAACGAUAUGAAGAUUUCUAGCGUGAGUCGGGGCGAUGAGUGGAGUCGUCAGUCGAUGGAUCAAGCGAUGGGAUGA